AUGGCAUCGAGUGAAGAGCUUAGCGGACCCAAUACAGAUUAUCACGAACCAAAAAAAGGCUCUCCCCGCUUGACUAUCUAUGAGCUCUACCAAGCCGAACAAUACAAACCACAGGAGUUAUUCGAAUUUAAACAAUAUGUCAAAAUCAUUCAAUUUGCUGAAGCUGUGUGCUCUGGUACUCAUCCUCGAUUUGGCGUUUCCCCUCAAUCUGACCCUGGAGCACACAUGACGGACGCGGAAGCUUCCAAGGAGGUGGAUGUUGAGUUCAAGAAGAUUGGCUUUGAAGAGCUCAAAACUUCGAAAGGGUUGAAACCCAUGCCAGAAGCAGACAAAAAGACGAGAAAGGAAGGAUACGCUGAACAGAUUAUAAUAGACGCAGAGGAUCUGCAUGGAGCUCGAUAUGUCCAUGAUCUAGACAUGGACUAUUAUGAGGUUUUAUCGUUGUAUUCAUCUGCCUCCACUGAGGACAUAAACAAGGCCUACUCUGAGUUGAAGUCCGAUGAAGGGAAAAUGAAAAUUUACGAAAAAGAACCGACAAGUCUACGAAACAUAAGACAAAAAUGGAUCAACAUCCAGCGUGCAUUCAUUACACUAUCGGAUCACGACAGGAAGUGGAGCUACGAUAAUGAUAGAAAGAAGCGCCUGACAGACUGUGAGCGAAGAGAUCAAAAACCGAACGAGCCCACAGCACAAAUUCAGUUCGCUGCCUUUCGCGAGGAAGUAGUUCGUUCAAUAGGAGUGCCUCAUCCUGAUGACCCUCCCGAACCAUAUAACGAAGAUUUCUUCAAAAGUGUCGCCAAAGGCAUUAUCGUCGAGGAGAAAGACAUAAACUAUGAUUCAAACUAUUAUCAUGAUCUGGGUGCUAACGACACAGAGAAGAGCUCAUCGUGGAAUGGAGUCAUUAGUAAAAAUCACCUCGGGAGUCUCUUGCGAAGUAUCGCUCAUGACUAUAUCCUUAAUCUCAGACAUGCUAAAAAUCAGAAUGCUAUGGACAAGGUGCGCUCCGAAUGGAACCAGAAAUUAAUCUCUUACAUGAUACUGAAGGAUGAGAAACUUCGUAAGAGAUACAAUGAGCAAAAUAACAGCCAUAAGCUCUACGAACAUUUGCAAAAGGAACAUGAUUCCAAAGAACUUGAAAGAGUCCACAACUCACUGGCUCUAGUAUCAGAGAAGAUGGAGCUUCAUGGCAAGAGUGUUAGUUUGCAGCCAGCUACUACAGGCAAUUCCUUUCGAAGACUAUCCACAGAGACGGACAAUGCUUUUAUGGAGGAUGUCUCGGAUGAUGGAGCUAGUGCUUCUGAUAUGGUGACUAGAGUGGAACAAAAUACAGAGAUAGGUGACUCAGUGGUUAUUACAUCCGCUGAAAAGGUCAGCGAUCGUAUUCAAGUAAAUCACCCCACCAUCACUGACCGUAUUCCCGAAUUGAUGUCUCAAGCCUUUUCCAUUAGUAAAGUCUCAAUACAAAACAAAUCCAAUGUCAUCGACUGGCUCACUAAUAUCUUCUACAUUGCAAAGAAAACUAUCGCAAGCUCGGGAAACUCAAGCACAACGCGCAGCUCAAGAAAAGAAGGCCCAAUCAAAACCUUCGGUUCAAGUAACAGAGCAGAGAGCCAAAUUUCUGAAGGAAGCUCGAACCCAACAUCCAGCCGUUCAAGAUCAAGUACCCAAGAUUCAUCAACAGGCCUUAUUCCAAAAAAACUUAAUACGCAACGAGCCGCUGCACAAAGUGCAGCUUUACAUCGUGCAGAAAUUCAACGGUCUUUGGGCUUAGAUAGAGCUCCUCCAUCUGGUCCUCGAAUUCCGUUAGGUAUGGCUCCUCGCUUGAUGAAAAGUUCAUUGGCACAUGGCUUGAACUCCACCAUGCCUUUGAAGUCCUGUCCACAACUUGGGUUGAAAAUGAGUUCUCCUCCAAUGAUCAAUAACAAUGCUAAGAUUACGGAGUCCCCGUUACAGCUGUCAAAAGGCAGCGAGCAGCGCCCAGCAAAGAAGAGGCGAAGGGUCGGGGAUAAGGAGUCUGAUGGGAAGAAAGAAAGAAGAAGCGCGGGUAAGGGAGGUGGCAGUGAAAGCGGUAGUGAGGUGAAAUUGCAGGACAAAGGAAGGGUGAAAGAAAAUCGAGGGGAGAGGCUUAAUUUGAAGGAGGAUGGGGAGAUAUUAGAAGAUGAGAGGGAGGGGGAAACAGGAGGUAGACAAAGCGGAAAUGAGAGAAUUAGAAGAGAUAGUGGAGGAAAAAAGCGCAAGAGAAAGCACAGAAAAGAUUCAUGA
This is a messenger RNA of Botrytis byssoidea, 2262 nucleotides long. RefSeq lists its product as uncharacterized. Lineage: Eukaryota; Fungi; Ascomycota; Leotiomycetes; Helotiales; Sclerotiniaceae. The record is from RefSeq and is a predicted model, not a curated record. The coding region runs from base 1 to 2262 and encodes 753 amino acids. The transcript is spliced from 5 exons.